Molecule: messenger RNA, 1929 nt
Organism: Cucumis sativus (cucumber)
Lineage: Eukaryota; Viridiplantae; Streptophyta; Magnoliopsida; Cucurbitales; Cucurbitaceae
Product: 3-ketoacyl-CoA synthase 5
Exons: 1
Coding region: 419-1840 (473 amino acids)
Biological process (GO): fatty acid biosynthetic process
Cellular component (GO): membrane
Molecular function (GO): acyltransferase activity, transferring groups other than amino-acyl groups
Source: RefSeq, a predicted model, not a curated record
AGAAGUGAUAGACUUUCAAAGAAUAAUAUGAUUGGAGGUUGAGCUUUGAACAGGUGGUGUGCUCCAAUGACAAAGAGUUGACCAGAAUAAAAGUUAGAUGGAUACGUGAUUAUUCAAGGGACGCUAGAGUGGUUUCUUCUUCAAGGAACACAAAACUCAAAUUUUAACCUAAUAGAUUAAAAAAAAAAAACCUCAAAAUUGAUAGCUGUUUUUUGUUUUUUAACUCACUGUCAAUAGUAAUUACGUCCGGGUGAUGCAUGGCAUCAAAUUUAAAGUUCCCACCUGUUGACUGCCAGCGGCACAUCGAGCAAAGCAAAUUAGCAAACUUGGAGAGCCCGUUUCGACCUUCAUUUAACAUCCACUUUCAUUUCUUCAACACGAUUCAAAUUCCCAUUCCUCCAUUGCCAUCUCUUCCCCAAUGGAUUCUUCUCCCAACCAUUUCCUCCUCCGUUAUUCCGCUCAAUUACCUCAUACCCCUUUCAUUAUUCUCAUCCCCAUACUAACUUCCAUUGAAGCCUAUCUGUACUUCUCACAUGCAUGGCAUCCCCUUUUCCAUAUCUUCCCACUGUCUUUCCUUGUCGUCCUCAUCAUCUUCAAUCUUGCUUCUCCUAAUUCAGUGUACUUAGUUGACUUCUCAUGCCUCAAACCACCAAGCUUCUUCAGGGUUCCCUUCUCUACUUUCCUUGAAAAUGCCACUUUGAUGGAUAUUUUUGACAGUGAGAGUAUCAGUUUCAUGGCCAGAACUCUCAAGUCUUCUGGACAGAGUGAACAAACUUGUCUCCCUCCAGCCCUGCAUUUCAUACCACCCAAAACCCAUAUACAGGAAUCCAUUAAUGAAGUCCACAUCGUACUGUUUCCUGUCAUGAAUGACCUUUUAACCAAAACUCAUCUCUCUCCUUCCGACAUUGAUAUUCUAAUUGUUAAUUGCAGUGGCUUUUGCCAAUCUCCUUCUCUGUCAUCCAUAGUCAUCAACAAAUAUUCUAUGAGAAAUGACAUUAAGAGCUUUAAUCUCUCUGGAAUGGGGUGUAGUGCAAGUGCUAUUGCCAUUCACUUGGCUGAAAAUCUCCUUCGAGUUCACAAAAACUCAAAUGCAGUCGUGCUUAGUACAGAAAUUUUAUCGAACGGUUGGUACGCAGGAAAAGAACGCUCCAAAUUGAUCCUUAAUUGCCUAUUCCGAAUGGGCAGUGCAGCUAUUCUGCUCUCUAACAAAAAACAAGCGAAAGAAUCUUCAAAAUAUAAACUGAUUAAAACGCUCAGAACACAGAGAGCUUUCGAUGACAAAAGUUACCUAUCAGCCUUACGCGAGGAGGACAGGUACGGAAAACUCGGCGUCGCUCUGACACGGGAUUUACCCCAUGUCGCCGGAGAAACUCUCCGAUCAAACAUAACGAUUCUGGGUGCUUCAGUUUUACCGUUGUCGGAGAAACUACGGCAUGCGGUUUCGAGGCUAAGAAAGCGAUUCUUGGACAAAUCGCAAGAUAUUUACAUUCCGAAUUUCAAAACGGUGAUUCAGCAUUUUUGCCUGCCGGUGUCGGGGGGUGCGGUGAUAAGGGAGAUCGGAAAAGUGCUGAAGCUUAACGAUAAGGAUGUGGAAGCGGCAUUGGCGACUCUUCAUAGAUUCGGGAACCAAUCGUCUUCUUCGUUGUGGUAUGAACUUGCUUAUUUGGAAGCAAAAAGAAGAGUUGAAAAAGGAGAAAGAGUGUGGCAAAUUGGAAUGGGCACUGGGCCCAAAUGUGUUAGCUUGAUUUGGGAGUGUAUUCGGCCCAUUUCUGGAGAGUCCAAUAAUGAACCAUGGGCCGAUGUAAUUGAUCGGUAUCCAAAUCUAGGCCCACCAACCUAGCUCUUUAAAAUGUCUCUUUUAUCCAUAUGGUUUUGCACCUAAUGUCAUAACCAACGAAUAAAAUUCCUUUUUUUCUCUCCUUGAUUUCA